AUGCACGACCUCUCACCGGUGAUCCUAGACGGAGUCAAAGUCAGUCAGACGGCACUCAACUCGUUCCCCGACGCGAACUACGGUAAUGUCAUUUGGCAGACACUGCUCUCCAGGCCGAGUACCUGCUCAGACUCGAUGUGUGCGGGGAUCGCGACUUGUCCAUCUAACGGGACACUCGCUCUCCACCAGCACACUCAGGCAGAGAUCUACUACGUGCUUGCGGGGUCUGGGGAAGUGGAGAUCGACGGGGUUAGGCACCAUGUUACCGAGGGUAGCAUGCUUUGGAUCCCCGGUGAUGCGAUGCACGGUGUCUUCUGUGGGCCCAAUGAGACGCUCAAAUGGCUGUAUGUCUUUCCUGAAGGCCGUUUCGAGGAUAUCAUCUACCGGUUUAAGUCCGCAUAA
Molecule: messenger RNA, 402 nt
Organism: Fusarium falciforme
Lineage: Eukaryota; Fungi; Ascomycota; Sordariomycetes; Hypocreales; Nectriaceae
Product: Cupin-2 domain-containing protein
Exons: 1
Coding region: 1-402 (133 amino acids)
Source: RefSeq, a predicted model, not a curated record